Ostreobium quekettii is the source of this 537-nucleotide messenger RNA. Lineage: Eukaryota; Viridiplantae; Chlorophyta; Ulvophyceae; Bryopsidales; Ostreobiaceae. The record is from the annotation of a GenBank genome assembly.
AUGGCCAAGUUCUGGCUCGAUCUGCUGGCUUUCUGGUGCCGCGGCUUCCCGGGCGUCCUCAGGAACAAGGCUGGGGUGUUCUGCGGAAAAGACGAGUGCAAGUUCAGAAUGGCCAAGGGAGAGGGAGCCGUCGCCCUCCCUGGCACCUUCCAGGUGACCCCCGUGGAUUGGUUCAUUCGGAACUUGGGCCAGAUACUGACCCUGGGCAUGGGGGGUGUGAUACGGGCGCCCCUCAAGGAGUUCGAGCUCCUGGGGAUCGACUGUGACACCCUCAAGGCCCUCGAGUAUCUGUUCGGGAGGGAGGCUGUGACCUUUGAUGCGGUGAUGCGUUUUUUGAACCGGAGGGGCUACACGGCGUGCCUGACUGACCCGGAGCGUCACCUCGGCUGGACGAAAGUUACGACCGUCAUGAGGAGGGCUGACGGGGAAUUUUUGGGACCGGAGGAUGGUGAAGAAGACGGGCCUGGAAGGCCGUCUUUCAGAAAAUAUAUCAUUGUGAGUGGGGCUCUGCGCGCUGCCGGGGAGGACGCGUUGUGA